AUCUUUGUUUUUAGUAACGCAAAUAUUGACACUUCGUGCAUUAUAUACGUUUAAGACGUGAGACACAAGUCACACAAGACAGUAUUAUACCGUUACUAAAAACAAAGAUUUAAAGCAUAAAACAUUGUCUUGAAAUUAUAAGUCAGCUAUUCUGCUCAAGCCCUUAAUUUUAGUGAAUCUCAUGACUCAUGCAUGCAUGCGUUCUUAAAGUCCGUUGCUUUGAACGGCAUGAUAAUUAAUGAUAAGGGUCUCUCAACUCGUCGGCUUAUUCAAACUUUUGAUUAAAGUAAUGUCUAAAACUUACAGUAUUUAUGGCAAAUCGUCAUAAUUAUUGAAAAACGUGCUACUUCAAGUAAAUGCAAAUCAUGCAAAAUUAUUGGUAAAAGAUGAAACACAAGAAGAUAACGUAAUCGUAAAUAAUCGCAUUCGAUUAUUCGAUACAAUAAAUCCCUUCAGCGGUUUCAUAGCGGUUCGAUUUGACAACUCGCGAGAACACAUAACUCAAUUUCUUCUUAAUUCCAUGUUAAUGUGAUUGCAACGUCGAGACACGCUUUCGCGAUGUACCGCGAGAAUUUUCACGCCGCAGUAUGAAAAAUCGAUUAUACGAUUGCAUCUGCGUCUUCAUCUUGCUCGUGAUAUUACAAUCGUUGAUUUGUCACGCGAAAAUCGUCAAUAAUACUCACAGAACUAAACGGGAGAUUUCCGUUGCUAAAACAUCGCAAUCUAAAGGAGAUUCUAGUUAUGCAAAACAAAUAAACUCGGAACAUGAAGAGAAAGGGGAUGAUGAUUCUGAAGAGGGCAAUACCUAUCGAGACAAUACGAAAGGGAAGCGUAAAGUUUCGAGGAAAGCCACGGAUUCCGUGAUCUCCGUCGAUCUCCAUUCAUCUAACGUUGAAGGAUCCUUCGAUCGUGACGAUGUGUCCAGAUACCUUAACUCGCGACGUUCGAGUGAAGAACCGGAAGAAGCGGAUGAAGAGGCAACGGCACGUGAUAAAAACGAGGAAAUGAGUAAUCUCCUGCGUUUACCCCGUAACAUAAACGGCGACAGAUAUACCGAUCAGGACGAGAGAUCGAGUUUGUAUGAUGACUACGAGGCGAAAGACAUCGCGAAACGUGGUGCCCUAAGCGGCCCAGAGGAUUACGAGGAAAUAGAAGAAGACGACUCACCGGGAAUAUCGGAAGAUAUAGCUGCGGUGCAAGACUCGAUGGCUGAAGUCGAGAAAAAAGAAAAGGAUGCUCGGGUGAAGAGAGACCAAGCGGAAAUUUCAGAAAUGCUCGAUACGUCCAAGUCAAGUCCGGACGAUCCAGUAAAGUUAAAAGAGUCGAAGAUCGCGGCAAAGGAUCCUAACUCACGCGACGUCUCAUCUCGUAUCGAAUUGUUGAAAGGUUUUAACGAAGCGUCAGCGCCCAAGGACGCGUCCAAGAUCAAAGGUUUCGGGUCGAAGGACCCGAUCUCAAGGGUGAGCGAUUCCUCCAAGAUUCAAGAACCAACGAGCAAAGUUACUUUGCCCAAGAAAGACGAAUCAAAUGUGGAAUACGAGAAACGCGUGGAGGAGGAGAUUCAACGGAAGAUCGAUUCGCUUAAGGAGGAGAUUCGACGAAAUAUCGAGGUGCAGAAACAAAUAAGAGACAUCGAGGACAACAAUGCCCGAUUCGACGAGUUGCAAGAUCAGGAGCACGAGGAUGAGGAGAGGCAGAAUUUCAAGGAUAAACUGAUCGAGAAGCGCCAGAUUGUAGCCAAAAGAUCCAUCCGCGAGAUCGUCGAUGACACGGCUGGUUCUUCCCAGCGAAACGAGAAAAAGCGAUCUUUAAGGAGAGAACUGCAUAAAAAGCGGCAACAUCGAUCUAGCGAGAUCGGCAAGUCGAAUACUUCGAAGGAGAAUGAAAAUCUGAAGAAACGAUUCGUGACUAAUCACGAUAAGUCUUCUGAGCUAAUUCCUUCGAAAGGGCUUUUCAAAAAGAAACGCGAGCGCGUUAGGCAAAUUUUCUUGGUGAAUAACGAUCAGCAUCAGGCGAAGAAGAGACAAUCGAGAGGCUACACGUUGCCAUCCGACCGGACAGCCGUUGGAUCCGAAAAUGAAUUAUUCAUGAACCCCGAUUCGAGUUCUUAUCUCCGUACGGACAACAAAAUGCUCCAAGUAUCUUUGCCCGUUGGUGAAGACGAGAAUAACGAGGAAGAACAGAGUCCUACAGCGGAACACUCUGAUUCUUUGGUGUCUCUCACUGGAAGUUCGCAGGAAUUAAGUCCACGUUUACAAAAAGAGUACAAAGAGGCCUUCGGUGGAUUGCAGAGUGAGCCUGGUAACGCUUUAGCCAGAUUUAAGAGGAUCAAACGUGUACUAGCUGGUCCUAAUGCAAAAAUUUGAAGUUUUUGUCGAGAGAGAGAUGUAAGAUAACAUAGAUUUAUCUUUAUUUUACAAUCUUCAGGACAAAUAUAUCGUACAAAAUAAAAUUAUGCAAACAAUACUUCUAAACUAAGGCCAUAAUAGCAAAAGACUAAUAAAUAAUACGAAUAUGUAGGGAUAGAUUUAUGUAAAGAAAUAUAGAUAUUAAAGAAAGCAGAAUAAUGCACAUAUUUGUAAUUAAAGAAAAGAUUAUAGCUAUAAUAGAAUGUAAUGCCAUUAAUUACGAAAUAUUCCGAGAUUGCGAGCCGAUUUAAUUAUAGCCUAAAUAAAUUAUAUAAAUUCUUAACAAAGAUGGAUAAACUCUAUUUUUUAUCACUAAUUAUUUAUGCACGCUAUUUUACGCUGAUUUCUACAAAACCUUAAAAGACAUCGGGACACACAUCAAGAUAUUUCUUCUCUCCUCUCUUUUUUUGUAUUUAAUAAUUAUUCAUAUAUAUUUUGGCACAAAAUUUGAUGAUAAAUAGUGCAAUAUUUUUACAUAAUAAAAAUUAAUGAGUACAGCACAUCUUAUGCAGACUUCAAAAGCAAGAUAAUUCUUCAUUAUCAUUCAACCAUACGUCACAUGUUUAAAUCACAAUUUACAUAAUAAUAAAUUAAAUUAGUGCAAAUUAUAAUAUGUGAAAGAGUUUCAUGCAUUCUCUUUGAUUUACAGAGUGACAUAUAAAUAUUACGUACCACUUUUGUUCACAUAUUACUUGACGGUCAUGGCCGAUUAAAAAAAAAAAAUAAAUAAACAAAAAAUACAUGAAAUAUUACACUGAAAAACUAUCGGCAAAUAUUACAGAGUUUAAAGAAAUCUAUGAAUAAAUAGAUUUGGGUUAAACGGUAUAUAGGGUGUUUCUUAAAGACCGCCCACUAACUACUACAUAGCGUUAUUUAUAAAAAAUUGAGUCAAAAAGUCCUGAGUCAUUUUUUUCUAUAAUGCUUAAUGAAGCAGUAAUUAUUGAAUAAAGUCAAUCCACUCAGUGCCACGCUUUAGCCGGCCAUACGUCAGUGAGCCGCGGUGCCUGGUAGUAUGCGUGAGCGCACACUACGGCCGCUCGGCUAUAAAAGACAGUGUUGAUUGUAUUGACCUUAGGACUUUUCGCCUCAAUUUUGAAUUAUAUAUGAAGUAGAGGUAGAAUUUCCCGGGGAUUACCAUAAUGUGUAUAAUUUUUCGUUACCGU
This is a messenger RNA of Temnothorax curvispinosus, 3571 nucleotides long. RefSeq names its product trichohyalin-like. The transcript is spliced from 3 exons. Lineage: Eukaryota; Metazoa; Arthropoda; Insecta; Hymenoptera; Formicidae. Bases 588 to 2366 code for a protein of 592 amino acids. The record is from RefSeq and is a predicted model, not a curated record.